AUGUCAUUAAUGACAGCUGAUAAGACGUCUUGGUGUUGUUUGCCUGCGGAGAUCCGUAUUCUGGUCCUGCAAGCCUUACUGCAGGAUGACUGUAGCUUGGCUGGCUUCGCUACAGUGUCUCGAGAGUGGCAGAUGAUUAUUGAGCAGCACAAUUUCGCCCAAAUCAACAUCACGUUGUCACGCCUCGCUGACUUUGGUUCAAUUAUUCACCGUAAUCGGGCUCUUGUACGCUACAUAUGGCUUUGCUUGGAACUCGAGGAAUAUGAUUGCACCCGGUGUGCGCUUCAAUAUCCAGAGAUUAUGGGGAUUAGCAACACAGACAAUACCCUAAUUACCACAGCACUCCAGGACCUGUUCUCAACCCUCAACACAUGGGAGCCAAAUGGCAACUUGCUGCUUGAUAUUAGUGUCCACUCCCCCAGUGACUCGGAGCACUGGUUCAAAUAUCUGACCUUUGGGCCAGAUAUCCCCUCUGAUAAGUGUGAUCUAAAUGUAUCCAUAGAGCAGUCAAUGCUGGUCAAACUGGAUGACCACCAGCAUGGUUGGAUUGCUGGAAGUCAAUAUUCCCCUCCACCCAGGGCUGGUAUCGACAAAGUUUUUGAGGAAAUCAUGGGUGAAGGCCAUUUGAUGAUGACGAUCAGGAAAACCAGUGGUGGCAGCAACUGCCACUAG
Molecule: messenger RNA, 672 nt
Organism: Penicillium lagena
Lineage: Eukaryota; Fungi; Ascomycota; Eurotiomycetes; Eurotiales; Aspergillaceae
Exons: 1
Coding region: 1-672 (223 amino acids)
Source: RefSeq, a predicted model, not a curated record